This is a messenger RNA of Musa acuminata subsp. malaccensis (wild Malaysian banana), 1220 nucleotides long. RefSeq lists its product as uncharacterized. Lineage: Eukaryota; Viridiplantae; Streptophyta; Magnoliopsida; Zingiberales; Musaceae. The record is from RefSeq and is a predicted model, not a curated record.
AUGAGGAUCCGGAAGAGACCCUCCUCCUCCCACUGUCCUUCUCUCGCUUCGCUUCCUCUCUCCCCAGAUCUCUCCCUCCAUGUCCACCCACCGAAUGGGAGCCAUGGAAACAAGGAUACCAGCGGAGGAGGAACAACUGUCUCAGGAGAAAGGUUGCACCCAGUUGGGGAGGAUCUGUCUAUAGACCCCCAUGAAUCAGGGAGGAUUCCUAAUGGAGGAUCUACUCGGAGUCCUCCCCGUUCAGAUCCAUACAGAGAUGCCAAGGGACGCCGCAGCACUAGUAUGCAGGUGGUGGUGGUGGAGGAGGAGGAGGAGGAGGAGGUGGUGGAUUCCAGCAGGAGGUGGAAUGGCCAGGCCAACAGCAGCAAGAGGAUAAGUGGCACCUCUGGUGCAGUAGCGUCAGGCGCGGCGCAGCUUGGAGGGACGGUGUCGCCACAGAAGAAUACAAGAGGAGGGGAUCAGCGAAUGGAGCAAGAGAGAACGGCCAAGGCGAAGGCGAGAGCAAGCACUGGUCCUGCUUCAGCGAACAAUAAUUGCACCAGUGGUAAGGAUACUGAUAUGGAGGGAUGCCACAUUGGUGGGGUAGCAGUGGUGAGAUCUGGGAACGCAACGAACGCUAGCGGGAAGAGGCGGAGGAGCCCGGCGGUGCUGAUGGAGGGCUCGCGGUGCAGCCGUGUCAAUGGAAGGGGAUGGCGGUGCUGCCAGCAGACCCUCGUCGGGUACUCCCUCUGCGAGCACCACCUCGGGAAAGGAAGGCUCAGGAGCAUGAGCAGCGUCAGAGGGCAGCUGGGUACCAGCAAGCCCAAGUGGCGUGCUAACGGGAGGAAUGGUGUUGUCCCAUCGACUUCGCCCGAGGAGCAGGAGGAGGAAGCAGAGAAGGAGCAAAGGCAGCGCCCUGCCGUGGCUGCUGAUAAUGGCAUGCAAAAGAUGGAGGAAGAAGAAGAGGUGGAAGAGGAAGAGGAGAAGACGGAAACGAAGAAGAGGAAGAGGAUAGGCAUGGUGAAAGCUCGAUCGAUCAGCAGUUUGCUAGACAACACCAAGCAUCCGGCGUCAUCAUCCUCGCCAUCGCAGGAGGCCAGUAAAGUGAGUUAAAGCAAUGGAGGAUACACGGAGAAGAAACAAGGAAGAUCAUGAAUUCGCUUCAGGCUUUUUGCUGUUUCUUUGUUCUACCGGAGAAGGAGAUCGAACACUCUGAUGUGGUCGGAGAGAUAAAACCCCGA